Lemur catta (Ring-tailed lemur) is the source of this 961-nucleotide messenger RNA. RefSeq names its product syntaxin 8 (gene STX8). The coding region runs from base 144 to 854 and encodes 236 amino acids. The transcript is spliced from 8 exons. Gene Ontology annotation, cellular component: endomembrane system; SNARE complex. Gene Ontology annotation, molecular function: SNARE binding; SNAP receptor activity. Gene Ontology annotation, biological process: vesicle fusion; intracellular protein transport. Lineage: Eukaryota; Metazoa; Chordata; Mammalia; Primates; Lemuridae. The record is from RefSeq and is a predicted model, not a curated record.
AUGGUUCUUAGGCCCCAAUUAUUCACUUGGCAAACUCUAGGCUCGGGUCGCGCACCGCCUAACUGCGGGGAGUGAGCCACGCGGGCCGCCGUAGUCAGCUGCUGCGAGCAGGAAGUGUCCGAGUAGCGGGCGGAGUCUGCACGAUGGCACCGGACCCCUGGUUCUCCACGUAUGAUUCUACUUGUCAAAUUGCCCAAGAGAUUGCUGAGAAAAUUCAACAACGAAACCAGUAUGAAAGAAAAGGUGAAAAGACAACCAAGCUUACGGUGACAAUCAGAGCUUUGUUGCAGAACCUGAAGGAAAAGAUCGCCCUUUUGAAGGACUUAUUGCUAAGAGCUGUGUCAACACAUCAGAUAACACAACUUGAAGGGGAUCGAAGACAGAACCUAUUGGAUGAUCUUGUAACUCGAGAGAGACUACUUCUGGCAUCCUUUAAGAAUGAGGGUGCCGAACCAGAUCUAAUCAGGUCCAGCCUGAUGAGUGAAGAAGCUAAGCGAGGAGCGCCCAACCCUUGGCUCUUUGAGGAGCCAGAGGAAACCAGAGGCUUGGGUUUUGAUGAAAUCCGGCAACAGCAGCAGAAAAUUAUCCAAGAACAGGACGCAGGCCUCGAUGCCCUUUCCUCCAUCAUAAGUCGCCAAAAACAAAUGGGGCAGGAAAUUGGGAAUGAACUGGAUGAACAAAAUGAGAUAAUUGACGACCUUGCCAACCUAGUGGAGAACACAGAUGACAAACUUCGCACUGAAACCAGGCGUGUGAACAUGGUGGACAGGAAGUCCACCUCUUGCGGGAUGAUCAUGGUGAUUUUAUUGUUGCUCGUGGCUAUUGUGGUUGUUGCAGUCUGGCCAACCAACUGAUGACAAUAAAGAGACCACCAGCUGUGAUACCUGCCAAUGACGGACAAAAGCCCAGCACCCUUCUGGUAGCAAAACCUGCUCUCAAUAAAUUUCCCCAAAGCUGUGAA